GCUCCGCCGGUGCAACCAGAUCCAGUGACACAGCGCUGGGAUGAGUGUUGCAGCUGGCCGGGACAUGUCUGAGUAGAAACCUGCUUGUUUAUCCAACACCUACAGCAUUAAACCCCCGUGUCAAAGAUGGGGCAGUGCGGCAUUACAUCGUCAAAGACGGUCCUGGUUUUCCUGAACCUGAUAUUCUGGGCCGCCGCUGGUAUCCUGUGCUAUGUUGGAGCCUAUGUCUUCAUCACAUAUGAUGACUACGAUCAUUUCUUUGAAGACGUGUACACGCUCAUCCCAGCAGUGACCAUUAUUGCAGUCGGAGCCCUCCUUUUCAUUAUUGGGCUCAUUGGAUGCUGCGCCACUGUGAGGGAGAGCUACUGUGGUCUCACUACGUUUGUCAUCAUCCUCCUGCUGGUUUUCAUCACGGAAGUGGCGGUGGUGGUUCUCGGAUAUGUUUACAGAGCAAAGGUUGAAAAUGAAGUUAAUAUUUCUAUCAAGAAAGUGUAUGAUGAGUACAACGGCACCAACAGCAAUGCCCAGAGCCGUGCCAUCGACUACAUUCAGAAACAGCUUCAGUGUUGUGGGAUUCACAAUUACUCAGACUGGCAGAACACACACUGGUACGAAGAAACCAAAAACAACAGCGUACCCAUCAGCUGUUGCAAAAGUAACAUUGGAAGCUGCACGGGGUCUCUUGCUCAUCCUGAAGAGCUCUACCAAGAAGGUUGUGAAGCUCUGGUUGUGAAGAAGUUGAAGGAGAUCAUGAUGUACGUCAUCUGGACUGCACUAACAUUUGCUGCCAUCCAGAUGCUUGGGAUGCUGUGUGCUUGCGUCGUGCUGUGCCGCAGAAGCAGAGAUCCUGCCUAUGAGCUCCUCAUCACAGGGGGCACCGUGGCGUAAAGGAGAACUCAUUCUCACCAUAACACACUUUCAGAAGUAACGUCGGUGAGAGCAUGAAAAUAAUCUAUUACCACACUAACCUUAAAACACCAACCACACUAAAGAUAUAUAUUUUACCUUUGUUUGUUUUGUUUUUUUU
Molecule: messenger RNA, 1027 nt
Organism: Epinephelus moara (kelp grouper)
Lineage: Eukaryota; Metazoa; Chordata; Actinopteri; Perciformes; Serranidae
Gene: tspan3a
Product: tetraspanin 3a
Exons: 7
Coding region: 127-888 (253 amino acids)
Biological process (GO): protein localization to plasma membrane; protein maturation; regulation of vascular endothelial growth factor signaling pathway
Cellular component (GO): membrane
Source: RefSeq, a predicted model, not a curated record